Kwoniella shivajii is the source of this 2013-nucleotide messenger RNA. RefSeq lists its product as uncharacterized. NCBI's taxonomy places the organism in Eukaryota, Fungi, Basidiomycota, Tremellomycetes, Tremellales, Cryptococcaceae. Gene Ontology annotation, molecular function: DNA-binding transcription factor activity, RNA polymerase II-specific; zinc ion binding; DNA binding. The transcript is spliced from 8 exons. Gene Ontology annotation, biological process: DNA-templated transcription; regulation of DNA-templated transcription. The record is from RefSeq and is a predicted model, not a curated record. The coding region runs from base 1 to 2013 and encodes 670 amino acids.
AUGCAAGCAGAAACUCCACUUCAUCCCAUCAGGAUAUCACAACGACCAGCAAAGAGUUGUACGGAAUGUAUCAGACGAAAAACCAGAUGUAACAAACAAAUACCAUGUGACGUAUGCACUAGACGCGGUGUGAGAGAAUCAUGCAGACUGGAAUCACAGUACAUCGUCCCUUCACCUGAACCUCGACAUGACCAUCCAGUCUCAGAAAUCGAAGCAUUGCGGCAGAGUCUACAUCACGAGCUGAAUACUUUACGAAAGCGAAUAACGGAGUUGGAGAAGACUGUAGGACAGAAAGGGGACAGCAUCUCUCAAUCAGCAGAACCUGAUGGACCAGAAGACGCAGCUACUACAUUGGAAUUCUUCGCUCUUGGAUUAGAUCGUAGACUAGGAGGAGAAGAAACCAUCUCCACUCAACAAACAUCCUUGAUAGCAGUCGUGAAUCGUCAUAUCCUUACGGAACCCGGUCGCAUACCACCUGAUUCAGUCACAGAUUCGCUUCUUCCUCAACAUAUCGUCAAUUCCAUCCUGAAUUUCCACCAGCAUAAUGUCUAUUGGCAACAUGCCUGCGUCUACUUUCCACAUUUCUGGGAAGAAGUCCAUGUUUUCUACGACGUCAUUAACCGCGAGGGAUGGGCAAGGUUGGACGGCGCGUGGGUAGCUCUGUUCUACGUAUUGCAAGCUAUAGCCGUCCAUCAAAUGGUAGACGAAGAAGCCGUGGCAUGUGGCUUAAAUGAAGCCGACCGAUACGUUCUGCCUACCGCACUCAUAUCAUCUUCCAUGGCAGCACUUCACCAUGCCAGUUUCCUCUCUAGUCCAUCCAUGUUCACGUGUCAAGCAAUUGCGAUUCUCACAUUGUGUGGACAUAAUGUGUGUGAUUCAGACUUGCUUUCGUCCCUCUUGGCGAUCGGUAUCAAAAUGGCACAAUCAUUGAACCUGCAUUCAUUGGGAAGAGUCAGGGAUAAAACGCCUAUAGAUUGGCAGAUUGGUAAAAGGGUUUGGUGGUCUUUGACGAUGGAAGACUGGUUUGCGAUUCCUUUCCGUGGACUGUGGUCUGUGCACCCUGAUCAUUUCAACACACCUAUUCCGCACAAUUGUACAGAUGAAGACUUAGCCAAUGGUCAUAUUGUUUCUCAUCCCGAUUCACAGCCUACAGUGGCAUUUAAAUCCCGAUUUUCGUCCCAAACCGCAUCGAUAUUGCAAAAGACAUUUCAUCGACUUCGUCAUUCUCCGAAUCCUUCCUCUGCUCUGUCUCUGGUCAACGAAUCGGCUGGUCAUAUCUUACGACUAAUUUCUCAACUACCCAAAUUAUCUUCAUCCACCCCUUCUUGGACAUCUAACAUGCUUCACUACCUUGUCAUUUCUGCUUCUCAUAAAAUCCUGGUCAUCUAUCGAGCCUUCCUCGCUCGCGGCGGAUCUGCUUCGGAAAGAGCUAUCGCGCAAAAGGAAUGCAUCAAAGCUGCCCAAUCUAUCAUCGGGGAAAUGGACACUCGAUCAGGUUCACAAGCACUAUGGACUAUCCCAUAUCAUACCUUAGCCGCCGGUGUCGUACUAGCCCUAGACCUGAUAGAGAAUAAGGGAAACCAUGAGAUCGUGAAUAAGCGGAAAGGAGAGGUCGAGAAAGCUAGACGAGCGUUGCAAAGACUAGCACCUACUAGUAGAGUCGCUAGAAGGGGCUUACAGGUACUUGAAGAUUUGAUUAAAGAGGGUGAUAAGAAGAGGAAACGAGGUGAGGCAGGUAUGGCUAAGAUGGUUAAGAAAAUUAGACUACCAGAAGAUGUCCUGCUUGAAUCUGCUCCUCCCUCAACCGCACAUACACCGCAAUCCGAAAUGGUUACUCCGACCUCGACUCAAUUCCAGCCCACAGCGAUCGACUUGACAUCGCCUUUCACUUGGUCUCAAGAAGAUAUGAAUGGCUUAUUGGCCAGUUUGCAGGAGACCGUACCGGAUGUAGGCAGGUUAUUUGAUGGUUCAUUAGGUAGUUACGGAUUUGACUUUCUUGGUGCUCCAUCUUGA